UACGGGUCAUGUGACACUCUACUGUCGGAUCACUUGCUCUUCAACCUUCCUUCCAGUCUAUGCCAUCUGCGUCCUCCUCCGCUGUAGCAUCGGCUUCGACAUCACCUGUGUAGAUAAUUAUGUAUGAAGAACACAAGGUCUCUGAUACACCAUCUGGAGCUGCUGCAGUACUGCGACUGCCAUCCAUCUUCACCCCCAUGUUUUGAAGGACGUCAUCUCGAGAAGCGAGCUUGUCAAUCUCAGGCAAAGUACCCCAUCACACCUUUCACAGUGGAAGUAGCCAUAUUCCAAUUUAUCUUUCAGUCUCAAACAAUCUAUAUUUGACAUGACCACUAUGAGAAACUAGAUUAUGCACAAGGAUCACUUAGUUACAAAUAAAUAAGCCGCAUUGUUACUAUACUGAUUGGACACACACUUCAGAGUUCAGACCAGAAACGAUGAAAAAUGAAAAUAAAAAAAAAUAUUUUGCUUUCAUUGAGAGUUGAACUCAAGACCUCCCGCUUACUAAACGGGUGCUCUAACCAACUGAGCUAUGAAAGCUUUGUUGAUGCAUUGCUGUUCGUCCACUAUUUGUGGUACAAUUCUGGGCUGGUCAGACCAGUUGGCUUGAACACUAACAACAACAAUCUUCCAAAAAUGUCUGCAAAUCCGACGAAAACAUGACCUUUCUCUUAUCUGGGAUCAUCACUGGAAUCCCACCAUUCCCAAAAAAUCGAAUUGCAUUUUUCAAUACAAAGCAAGCUAUUUUACUAAAAGCAAAAAGCCUGGCUUUCAAGGAUUUUGCUGGUUCUCUAUACCAACAACAGGCAACAGUUUUCGUUCCUUGUGUUUUCCGACGUUUCCUGCAAAUGGGACCCCGAAAGGAAGAACCUUUUUGCACAGUAAUGGCGGAUGUGAGAUGGGUUCAUGUACCCACCUCCUUUCCAUUAGAGGAAUCAGCAGAGAGAGAGAAAGAUUGUGUUUGGAUGCAGACACAACUGCAGAAUGUUUUCGCUGUGGCAAUGGCAUCCAAUUCUCAAAGGGUUUGAAGCAAGGCGGAUUACUUUCAAUGAAUUGUCAUUAUUUAUUUUCAAAAGAAAAAAAGAGAAAGCAAGGCAGUGAAAGUGUUAAAUUACAGAAUAUAAUCCUUCCUUCUUUUGUUGGAGUUCUUGCUAUUAUUCCUUUCUUGCGGGAUUUCUCUCUAUUCAAUUCCUGUUUUCUUAUUCUUUCCUUUCUAACAAGUCUGGAUUUUGUAGUUAAUCUUAAUUAAUUUCUAUUUUCUUAAGGUUUGACAUUAGUAAUUAAUUGCAGAUUAGUCAGUUAAUAGCCAAAGGUUAUGUAUUUAGGUGACAAUUACCCUUGAAAUCUUCCACCAGAAAAAACUUGAUUCUGAUUUUUUAAUUUUACUUUGACAGCUCUACUGGGCUACCACAUUGCUUCCCCAGCUUGUUUUGAGUGUUUCUUUUCUCCUGCUGGGCUGCUACUGCUAGUAUUAUUUAAGGCUUCAAUGUAGUGAGUAUCAAGCAAGACACUUCAGUUGAUUCCUAGUAGUUAGCAUGGCUGAGAAGUGAGUAGUAUCAUAUCAGUAGUAGUAGACCAACAGGAAAACAAAGCAGACCUUCCGCUUCGAGUCCACGGAAAAUCCUCCAGAAGCUUUGAAAUUGCUCAUUUUCAGUGGCCUGCAAAAAAAAGGGAGCAAGUUGAAGAAAGCUAGCUGGGAUAUGACUUCCUCCAUCAAUCCUAUUCCUAUCUCUGUCAGGAAGCUAUGGGAAGGGUGGAAUCUACGGGGCUUUAUCAUCUUAAGCCUAACAUUGCAGACCAUGUUAAUUCUUUGUGCACCCUUCAGAAAGCGAACACCCAACUUGUUUUUAAUCUUCCUGGUCUGGUCAUCUUACUUGCUCGCUGACUGGGCUGCUAGCUUUGCAGUCGGGUUAAUCUCAAACAGCCAAGGUGACGCUAAAGGUUCAGGAGAUAACAACGAGGAUCUCUUGGCAUUUUGGGCUCCAUUUCUUCUGUUACACCUUGGAGGUCCGGACACCAUUACUGCAUUUGCUCUUGAAGAUAACACGCUGUGGCUAAGGCAUUUUCUUGGCCUUGUAUUCCAAGUUAUAGCUGCAGUGUAUGUCUUCAUUCAAUCGUUUCCCACCAACAAGCUCUGGCCCCCUACACUCCUCCUGUUUCUUGCAGGAACCAUUAAGUAUGCUGAGCGCACACGUGCUUUGUAUUGUGCAAGCUUGGAUAAUUUCAAGGAAUCCUUGAUUAAAAAGCCUGAUCCUGGACCAAAUUAUGCAAAGCUAAUGGAGGAGUACUCUUCAAAAAAAGAUGCCAAACUUCCAACUCGUAUAGAACUCACAGCAGAACGAAGCAAAGAAUCCAGGACGGUAACAUAUGUUGCAGAAGAAGGUGAUAUGCGGGAUAAUUUUGCAGUGGUGCGCCAUGCUUAUCACUUCUAUGAAAUCUUCAGGGGUCUUAUUGUGGAUCUCAUUUUUAGUUUCCAUGAAGGCUUCGAGAGUCGUGCAUUUUUCCAUGACAGAUCCGCAGAAGAAACUUUUAGAUUGAUUGCAAUUGAGCUCAACUUUAUGUAUGAAGCUCUCUUCACCAAGGCUGUUGUGGUGCAUUCUAAGCUAGGAUGCCUUUUCCGGGCUAUAUCCUUCACUGCGGUUUUCAUAGCCCUUGUUUUCUUCUAUAAACUAGAGAAAAAGGCUUUCCACAAGGUCGAUGUUGGAAUCACCUAUACCCUGCUUUAUGGUGCCCUAUGCCUGGAUUCAAUAGCCAUUUUCUUGGUUAUUUUCUCUGAGUGGACUGUCACUGCUAUGCACAAGUCUUGGCAAAAAUCUUGGGUUGCCAAGAUACUUGGAAAGUACCUCAGUUUGAAGAAACCAAGGCGGUCUACAGAGUCAACAACUUGCUUGGAGUGGUGUAGACAAAUUCUAUUUCGAAGGUGGUGCGAAUCCAUCUCUUCAUUCAACUUCAUUCACUACUCCCUCAAGGAGCAUCGGAAACUGUCCUCUAACAUUUUUGACUACUUUGGCAUUGGUUACAUUGCAAUCAUCGACCUCUUUGGCCUCAAGGAUCUUCGAGAUAAGAUGAAAUAUCGGACAAGUAGGCCACUGACUGAAGGGUUAUGGGAAUUCAUUUUUAAAGAGUUGAAAGCUAAAUCUGUGCUCGCGGAUGAUCCCGAAACUGCCAAGAGAAUAUCUACAGCCAGAGGUGAUUGGAUUCUCCAGGAUAGCGAGUGGAAUGACACCCAACAUGCUACCUUGCUGUCUUACGUGGUUGAUGUUGAUUAUGACCAGAGCAUCCUACUGUGGCACAUUGCCACUGAAUUAUGCUAUAACUGUGAGGAGAAAGAAACUUCUCACUCCGAAUCCAGUAAGAAUGAAACUUCUCGCCAUGAAUCCAGUAAGAAUGAAACUUCUCGCCACGAAUCCAGUAAGAAUGAAACUUCUCGCCGCGAAUCCAGUAAGAAUGAACCUUCUCGCCGUGAAAUCAGUAAGACCCUGUCGGAUUAUAUGUUGUAUCUCUUAGUUAUGCAGCCUAGUUUGACGUCUUCUGUAGCAGGAAUCGGACAAAUAAGAUUCCGGGACACGUGCGCAGAAGCAAAGAAAUUCUUUAGCAGAAGGGAGCUGAGGAAAGGAGGGGAACAGUUUGAAGAGCUAGUUGCCUGCAAGAGUAUGUUGGAGGUAAACACAGAUGUUAAACCUGCUGAUGUCAAAGGGGAUAGAAGUAAAUCAGUGUUGUUUGAUGCGUGUAUUUUAGCGAAGGGGUUGAUUAAGAUGGAGGAUAAGAAAUGGGAUCUGAUGAGUCGAGUAUGGGUGGAAUUGCUCUCGUAUGCCGCAUGUCAUUGCAGAGCGAAGGAUCAUGCGCAAUUGCUGAGUAAAGGAGGAGAGCUUGUCACUUUUGUUUGGUUACUCAUGGCUCAUUUCGGCAUAGGGGAGCAGUUCCAGAUAAACGAGGGUCAUGCUAGAGCAAAACUCAUUGUCGGAAAGUAAACCGGAUGAAUUGAAUAAACCUGGUAGAAUUUCGGCACGAGACAUCUGUUUGUUAUUGUAUCCUUGUUUCGUUUGUUGCAGCUGCUAGCUAGAGUAUGAUUCCAUAACCAAAUUAUAUGCUUAUGUCUCAAAAGUGUAGUUUUAUUGCAUCGAGUCUGAAUAGCUCAUUCUGUAACUAGAUACUCUUACUCUUACUUUGUAAGAUAUCAAAAUAGUUAAAUAAAGGAGAACUCUAACUCGCCACAACUUAUAUCCAAA
Pyrus x bretschneideri (Chinese white pear) is the source of this 4229-nucleotide messenger RNA. RefSeq lists its product as uncharacterized. Bases 1701 to 3971 code for a protein of 756 amino acids. The record is from RefSeq and is a predicted model, not a curated record. The transcript has 2 exons. Lineage: Eukaryota; Viridiplantae; Streptophyta; Magnoliopsida; Rosales; Rosaceae.